Molecule: messenger RNA, 1959 nt
Organism: Pogonomyrmex barbatus (red harvester ant)
Lineage: Eukaryota; Metazoa; Arthropoda; Insecta; Hymenoptera; Formicidae
Source: RefSeq, a predicted model, not a curated record
UGCUACUCGUUCCCAACAUAAAUGUUGUUUCAUCUUUCCCGAGAAUACUAGAAUUGGCAGGAUUUGUAGAAGAAAAGAUCCGUACAUUAAGGCAGAGAUUACAAAUUGCUGACAACACCGAUAAGAAACACGAGAAUCAAAUGGCGGAAAUGCGCACUAAGAAAGCAUGCAAUGCUUUUUCCCUGACUGCGCAUCCCUUCCACUCGAGUCUCGCGUCUUUCGUCAGUCUCGUUAGUGUAAGCGCCUUUUAUAAAUCCUGCCAAUCUGUUUUUGCCAAUCGUUUUUAUGAUAAGAAGAAAACUAUUUCUUUUAUAAAUGAGCAUAAAAUGAAAUGGUAUGGUGGAUAAAAGAGCAGCAUACCUCUAUUAAAAUGAAAAUAAGCGAUGUAAAUGAAGAGGAUCGGCAUGCUAGAUGUGUGUCUCAGGUUAAGUUUGGCAAACAAGCAUUUCCAGCUCGCAUUUUGGAAAUCCAUAAUACAAAGCAUGAAAUUUUAUUAUAUACAGAAGUAUAAAGUACUCACACAAUAUGCAUAAUCUAAAGAUGAUAUUUAAAAGACUUUUGAAAUCUCUAAAGUUAUAAGUUACAUUGCUAUUUUGCAUUGCUCUAAAUAGAUGUUUGUCUGGUAGAUAAUCAAAAGAUUCUCGAAGAAGCUGAAGAUUAAUUUUUUAAAGAAAUGGAUGAUAAAUUGAACGGCAAGAGUAAUGACAAAAAAAGAAAAAUUAAGUUGAAAAAAUCAUUUGGCUCUGUUGCUUCUGAGCAUGAAGUUGCUGUUGCCAUUGGGAAGAAAUACAACUUGCCUCCCAAAUUACACGAGAUAAAAAAAAUGAGUUGAAAUAUGCGAGAAAGAAUCUUAAGUGUCAUAAUCAAGUUCAAGUCGAAUUAGAUAAUUUUCAUCUUUCUAAAAGCAAGUUUAAAGAUAUAGAUAAUGAAAAAAGAAAUUAUUCUAUUAAAAAUUCAAAAGCAACAGAAGCGAGACGAAAAGUGUCUCUUUCUCAAACAACUUCACAAUUGAUUUUGAAGAAAUCGGAUUAUGAGGCUGAUUCAAUAAGCGAAAGCAGUAUUACUGUUGAAAAUAUAAAUCAAACUACAAGUGAGGAAAAUGAUAUAAAUAUUGAUCAUAAAGAUGAUUGUCAUAAAGAUUCAGAAGAAGAAGUUAAUAAAAAAAGGAAGAAACAGUGUUACAUAAGCAUUCUUCGUCAAAUCUUGAUGGAUUAGUAAUUUUGGAACAGUGAAACCCACUCUGUACUAAUACGUGACCGUAUUGCUAUAUGACUAACUAUAUAUCUUGGAGGUGGUUGAAAGCAAGAACAAUUUCCUCCAAUAAUGCAUUACCUCAAUCGAUGUAUAUCGAUUUGCUACCUAUCCCAUCUGAACAUGCUAAGAGUACCCAUCGAAAAACUUUACAAGAGAUUCAGUGUAACAUAUCAGUGGAUAAAAUGCCUGUAAAAGAUAUCAAUAAUAGUUCAGUUAGUCAGAAAACAAUAUUUCAUCUUUGCAUCCUAUAUGACAAAAGAAAUCAUGAAACGAAACCGAAUGCUGGAGAGUCUCAACAUAGUAUCAAUAGAUUCUAAAAAACUCCAUGAGCUAUCUUCUACAAAACAUGCUACUUUGUAUGCCGAUGUCCCAUCUUAUCAACAACUCCACCCCAUAGCCGUUCCUCAUUCUGAACUUCCUUUUGUUUCUUCUCUUCCUUUUCAGUACAACUGUUAUAAUAAUUCUCAUAAUACUUCUUCUAUAUACAAUUAUCCCGGUACAGAUCUUUCUGUUCCAUCCGAUCAGCAGCAUUCACAUAAGAAUCAGAAGAGUAAUAAUUCAUUUUUUACUAAUUUGUCUUCUAACAUACAUUAUACUGAUAGUACUGAUUAUCAUUACUCCAAUGACAAUUUAUCUAUGUCGGUGCUUCAAUAUAUCAAUUUUUGUGAGUUAUUAUUAUAUUUUAUAAUUAAGAUAUAUACUAUA